Leucoraja erinaceus (little skate) is the source of this 2273-nucleotide messenger RNA. Its product is annotated as platelet-derived growth factor subunit B-like. The transcript is spliced from 8 exons. The record is from RefSeq and is a predicted model, not a curated record. Lineage: Eukaryota; Metazoa; Chordata; Chondrichthyes; Rajiformes; Rajidae. Gene Ontology annotation, cellular component: membrane. Gene Ontology annotation, molecular function: platelet-derived growth factor receptor binding; growth factor activity. Gene Ontology annotation, biological process: positive regulation of ERK1 and ERK2 cascade; positive regulation of cell migration; positive regulation of phosphatidylinositol 3-kinase/protein kinase B signal transduction. The coding region runs from base 414 to 1049 and encodes 211 amino acids.
AGGGAGACACACACACACAGGGAGACACACACACACAGAGGGAUAGAAAGAGACAGGGACACACACACACACAUAGAUAGAGAGACACUCAGACAGGGAAAGGGAGAGAAAGAGGGAUAGAGAGGAACAGAGAGAGACUGACCCACACGGAGCAGGUUGGACACACACACACACACACACGGUCAACACGAACAGAGACAGAGUUCACCCACAGACACAGAGUUAUCUGUCACGGGCUGCCGGAGGAGUGUGUGCAGCAGCGGGCGAGUUGUCUACCUGUGUCCCGGAGCGGCAGUGGAGGGCGUGGAGUGGAGCGGAGCGGAGAGGAGAGGAGAGGAGAGGAGGGAGAGAGGGAGCCGGGCAUCCCGGGGCGAUGAGCCGGUGUGGCGCUGCGCUGUGAGCGGGGACCUACCAUGAAUCUGGGCGUCGCGUUGUUCGCCCUGUGGCACCUGUGGCCGGAGACUGAGGGCGACUGGAUGCCCCGUGAACAGAACCAGCGGAGCUUCCCCCUGCCCUGGACACUGGACAGGAAUGGCACAGAUCCCAAUGAGCUUGGCUUGUUCUCUACGAACGAGGGGGUCCACCGACACGCCCCACGUGUGACUCGCAGUACAGUGGUGGAGAUUGCAAAGCCCGCCCAGUGCAAGGUGCGACCAGAGGUGAUGGAGAUCACACGGAGCAUGGUGGAUCCCACCAAGGCUAACUUCUACCUGUGGCCGAGCUGCGUGGAGGUCCAGCGCUGCUCGGGGUGCUGCACCAUCAAGAACUACAAGUGCCAGCCGACCAAGGUUCAGAGCGACUAUAUUAGAUUUGUGAAGAAGGUGUUUAAGCGGAGGGGCAUCGUGUCCAAGACGGCAGUGAUAGUCCUUCACGAUCACGUCGAGUGCAAGUGCAUGACUGCAGCUCAGUUAGCAGACUCCCAGGACAGAGAAGCGUUCCUGGCCUCUCCCGCCCCCACCAUCGCCCUGGCCCGCAAAUACAGCAGCAGCAAACGGAAACAUCGGAAGUUCAAACUCUUUGAUGGGAAGAAGGGAAUUCACCAAACAUAGAGGAGCCCAGCCACCGGAUUCAGGUAUCUUUUGUCCGAGCAGCCCCGGGAACGGUGUGAUGUGAUAUGCUGUAGUCUGUGAUGGACCUCCCAUUCACAGCCAACAGGGAAAUGAUUGACGACCUCUGGCGACCCUCGUGGAACCGAUGGAAAGGCUAAAUCCCGGAGCACUGUGCACUAAAAAGACCAAACAAUGACUUUUACCAAAUAUCUCACGAGUAAUGACCACUGGAUUUGUUGAGCGGAGACUGUAGCCGUCCAGCUUUGGGCCUGUGAGGUCCCUUGAUGAGGAGGGGUCUGUUGGGAUCUGCGUUGGGACACUGCUCUUUGCACUGUAUAUUUUGCUAUUUUAUUUUCGUUGAUGUUUUAUGACGUCUCAUGUUUGUUACUGUCCGUGGAGUGAAGAGGACAUCUGGAGUCUAGGCCUACUGCUGGGGUCUGACUUGGCCAGUCUGUGUAGCAUUUGAAUGGGGAGGUUGGGGGGUGUCCUGGCAGCUCCAUCCUAUACAACAGCACGGCAGGCUUCAUCCCCAGCUCAGGGCCCUUCACCACAGCCAUUGACGCAGGCACGGGCAAGGUCGCCUCUCAGGCUCCCCCGAGUCAGAGAUGGACCCACAGCCCCCCUGCCUCUGACAUUGAAUGGCUCCAGCAAUAUUAUAAACCCACCCUCAUUGCCCCAGACCCGAAACAACCACUAUCCAUGUCCUCCAGAGAUGCUGCCUGACCCACUGAGUUACUCCAGCACUUGGCGUCUUUUUAAAAAAAAACCUGCAUCUGCAGUUCCUUGUGUCUACAUCUUGCUGGGUUCCAGGAGUCUGGAGUUUAACGGGUGGAGCCUGAGAGACGGGCUGGGGGCAGGCCAGACGGGGGGGGUUUGGUGAUGAAGUGAAGCCACCCUGAGGCAAGGGUGUGUGGGGACCCAACAAUCCCACUCCCUGGAACCCUGCCACUUCCUCCUCCAUCUGACAGCAGCCUGCUCCUGCUUGUCUUGUCUACACACAGCCACAGCUCAGGGCCUGGAGUCUGUGCUGGUGAUCAACCGGUGCAACAGAAGAAGGGUCUCGACCCCGAAACGUCCCAAGUCUGAAGAAGGGUCCCGACCUCGAAACGUCCCAAGUCUGAAGAAGGGUCCCGACCCCGAAACGUCCCAAGUCUGAAGAAGGGUCCCGACCUCGAAACGUCCCAAGUCUGAAGAAGGGUCCCGACCCCGAAACGUCACCUAUUC